Messenger RNA from Erinaceus europaeus (western European hedgehog), 4170 nucleotides. It is a transcript of the gene SNTB1, whose product is annotated as syntrophin beta 1. Lineage: Eukaryota; Metazoa; Chordata; Mammalia; Eulipotyphla; Erinaceidae. Gene Ontology annotation, cellular component: synapse; intracellular anatomical structure; dystrophin-associated glycoprotein complex. Gene Ontology annotation, molecular function: structural molecule activity; protein binding. The transcript is spliced from 7 exons. The coding region runs from base 592 to 2205 and encodes 537 amino acids. The record is from RefSeq and is a predicted model, not a curated record.
GACUGGACAAGCAGACCUUGCAAAAGUGCAGUGUGGACACCCGGGAGGAAGAACCAGUGGAGACGCGAGAGGACUGAGGCGGGGUGGAGAGAGGCGCACCGGGGAGGGAGGAGGUGGGGAGUGUCUGAGCCGGCCAAACGCAGAGCCCGCCCGGCUGGAACAGGUGAGCCGCGGAGGGCGGUGGUCCCGCCCCCCUUCCCCAGAGUGCUCGCACCCCGGCGCUUUGCUAUUCCACGUUCCCCCGUUUCAGGCUCCGCCCCUUGCCUCUGGGGUUUUGCAACUGGCAGCUGUUCCCCCGUUUUUAUCUCUCCUGUUUUUUUUUUUUUAAAGCUCGCUUCACCCCGCCCAGGAUCAGGCGAGGGGGAGCCAGUUGGCUGAGGGCAGCCAGGAGAGCUGGGUGCCAGCACCAACUUCAGGAGUGGAGUCCCGCGUCCCGCCUCCAGCUCCCGGGGUGCGCUCUGCACGCUCCCGCUCCACCACCACCACUACCACUACCCGAGGCCGUGCGUUCUCCCACCACCCCCCCAACAAGCCCUUCCCCACUUUUCACCCCCUUUUGCAAUCACAUGGCAUUUUAAGAAUGCCGGAAAGAUGGCGGUAGCGGGAGCGGCGGCUGUGGCGGCGGCGCCGGCCGGCGGGGGAGGCGGCCGAGCUCAGCGCAGCGGGCUGCUGGAAGUUUUGGUGCGGGAUCGCUGGCACAAAGUUCUGGUGAACUUGGGCGAGGACGCCCUGGUGCUGAGCUGUGAAGAGGGCGCUGCGGCGUACAAUGGCUUCGGGGCAGCCACGAAUGGCUCUUUCUGCAGGGCCCCGGGGCCCUCGGGCCCCAGCGGCACGCAGUCCCCGGACUCUCCCGCCGGGGUGCGCACCGCCUUCACCGACCUGCCAGAGCAGGUGCCCGAAGCCAUCUCGAACCAGAAGCGAGGCGUGAAGGUGCUGAAGCAGGAGAUGGGCGGGCUGGGCAUCAGCAUCAAGGGAGGCAAGGAGAAUAAGAUGCCCAUCCUCAUCAGUAAGAUCUUCAAGGGACUGGCGGCCGACCAGACCCAAGCCCUGUAUGUGGGGGACGCCAUCCUGUCUGUGAACGGAGCAGACCUGCGGGACGCCACCCACGACGAGGCGGUGCAGGCGCUGAAGCGCGCAGGCAAGGAAGUGCUCCUGGAAGUGAAGUACAUGCGAGAAGCCACACCCUAUGUGAAGAAAGGCUCCCCAGUAUCGGAGAUUGGGUGGGAAACGCCGCCACCAGAGUCCCCAAAGUUAGGGGGCAGCUCUUCAGACCCUCUAUCAUCACAGUCGUUCUCCUUCCAUAGAGACCGGAAAAACAUCCCUCUCAAGAUGUGCUACGUCACUCGCAGCAUGGCUCUGGCUGACCCUGAGAACAGGCAGCUUGAAAUCCACUCUCCAGAUGCUAAGCAUACAGUGAUCCUUAGGAGCAAGGACUCAGCCACUGCCCAAGCCUGGUUCAGUGCCAUCCAUUCCAACGUGAGUGACCUGCUGACCCGAGUGAUCACCAAUGUGAGAGACCAGCUGGGGAAAACAGGCAUUGCUGGGAGUCGGGAGAUCAGACAUCUUGGGUGGCUUGCAGAAAAGGUGCCUGGAGAGAGUGAGAAACAGUGGAAGCCCGCCCUGGUUGUCCUGACUGAAAAGGACCUCUUAAUCUAUGACAGCAUGCCACGGAGGAAGGAAGCCUGGUUCAGCCCAGUUCAUACAUACCCUCUUCUUGCUACUAGGCUGGUUCAUUCAGGUCCAGGGAAAGGAUCACCACAGACUGGUGUGGAUCUCUCCUUUGCAACACGAACUGGUACCAGGCAGGGAAUUGAAACACAUCUCUUCAGGGCUGAGAUCAGCAGAGACCUCUCUCACUGGACAAGGAGCAUAGUACAGGGCUGCCACAAUUCUGCUGAGCUUAUUACAGAAAUCACCACAGCUUGCACAUAUAAAAACCAGGAGUGCCGUUUGACCAUUCAUUAUGAAAAUGGGUUUUCCAUUACCACAGAGCCACAGGAGGGUGCCUUUUCCAAGACAAUCAUUCAGUCUCCAUAUGAAAAGCUGAAAAUGUCCUCAGAUGAUGGCAUCAGGAUGCUAUAUUUAGAUUUUGGAGGCAAGGAUGGAGAGAUUCAAUUGGACCUUCAUACCUGCCCCAAGCCAAUUGUCUUCACCAUCCAUUCCUUCCUGUCAGCGAAAAUUACAAGACUGGGUUUGGUGGCUUGAACAGAGGGGCAAGUUGCCUUUGAGAAAAAAACCUGUACCAUUUGCAGUGAGCCAUGCUCUACAUAUGGCAUGCCACCAUCAGCUUUAGAUUCCCAGAAGCCUGUGCAACUGCCCCAGACUCCUCUGUCAGCUUCACCAGCUGAAAGGUGGUACCCUAAAAAUACCACAAAGAGUGCCAGAAUCAAUGGGCAUUUUAGAACAGUAAAGGGAUAAAAAGAUGAAUGCAAUUGAAAAUAUAUGGCAUAGUUUAAAAUAAUGACAAUCAAGAACAUGAACAUUAGAACAGCUUGAGCAGAUCUUAAUCGCACCUGUUUCUAGGUAACUUGUUCACCCAGGUAAGGAAGGGCUGAAUGGAGAAGAAAUGGAUAUCUUCACCUCUCUGCCCUUCCAAGAACAAUGAUCUCUUGCUUUGUUGUGAUUUAUUUCUUACUUAUAAUUGAGUUUGCUUUCAUGGAUAAGGAGAGAAAAGUACUUCAAAUGGAAACCCACCUUUUAUCUGACUAGGAAGCAGCUGUUACUUUUUUCUUAAUGAAUUAUCCUUCCGUUAAGCACGAGGAUUUUGAAGUGUUCUUCUCAUUAGCAUGCUCUGAGUGAGAAUUAAAUAAAGCAUACGAUACUGAUCUCAGCUUUAAUGUGACAGAAUCUGAGCCAAAGUCGACUGCUUAAAUCACAAACUUUUACUGAAUAGUACUGUGCCUAAAACCUGAUUAAUUCUGAACUAUAUUCACACCAAUGUCCAUUACCUGACAACCAAGCUAACUGCUUUAUUUAUCGAAAUCAAAUUUUAAAAAAUUAUAUAUAUAUAUAUAUAUAUAUAUAUAUAUAUAUAUAUGACUCACAUUAAGUUAGCUAGCUAUUCCCAUUCUGUGGUUUUCAGUGGAAGUACUUGAGCAACUUAUAGACCCUUGUUUCUGCCUGUGCUUACAUGCAUUUUUUUUUUUUUUUUGCACAGGGGACAAAACAGCCUCAUUUAAUUCCAGAUGAUUCAGGGAUAUAUAUAUAUAUAUAUGUCUCCAGCAGUAUAAUAGAAAAAUCAAAUCCCAUAAUGGCAUUCACAGUUCCUUCAGAAUUCCAGGGAAAUACUACUAAUAACCUGAUAUUUUUCUACAAGUAUAUUUUCAGACACCAUAGAGCCCAUUACUGAUUGAAAGACUUUGGUUUUAUCUUUCAAAACUAAUUCUCUAAAAAAAAAUUCAUCAAUUGGUAUGAUAUAUAAUUUAAGAGUUAUUUCCCUCAAACAUUGAAAAUUAUCUCUAGGGUAUCUGUAAGCAUUUGUAACAGUUUUUUCUUCUUGAGUUUACAUAGACAAAUGGGUUAGAUUUGUAUGCUUUUCAAAAAUUUAAUUGAGCAAAUACCUAUGUAAAGAACUUUGAAAAGUGAAGUUGUUUCCGGAAGGGCAUAAUGGUUAUGCAGAGAGACUGAGGCUCCAAAUUCCUAAAUUCAAUCUCUUGUACUAUCAUAAACCCAAGCUUAGCAGUGCUCUGGUAAGAUUUAAAGAAAAAAAAAUGCAAUUGUUUCAAAGGAAGGUGAUUUUUGCUCCCUUCCACAUACAUGUUUAUUAAGUUUUAUGUAGUACUAGCUUCAAGGAGCAUUGAUUGAGUGAUGCCUUAUGAUCAAGAAUAAUGAAGAGUUUGCCAAAAUGUGUGUUAAAUGCUGAACUAGCCAACUUAUUCAGAUUCCACAACUGCAGACCUCUUCAAACAAUUUAAUAGGUAUUAUUCAAGAGGCAAUCUGGGAACAUUCCUUACACUUAAAGUACAACUCCUUUAUUGUGAAAACUUUCUUUGGAAAACAGAGCUUUGGGACAUUGAUCUGGUUUUGUUUGUGUUCCUCUUCGAUUUGAAAAUGCUGAAGAAUGAAGUUCAGUCCUGACUAUUACAGGAAAGUUUUGAUGCCUCUGUAAAUCAUGCUCUGCUCUUCCAUUACAUACUAUUAAAAUCACUGGAAUGUUAUCAUAUACAAAAA